Cyphellophora attinorum is the source of this 1245-nucleotide messenger RNA. RefSeq lists its product as uncharacterized. Bases 1 to 1245 code for a protein of 414 amino acids. The transcript has 4 exons. Lineage: Eukaryota; Fungi; Ascomycota; Eurotiomycetes; Chaetothyriales; Cyphellophoraceae. The record is from RefSeq and is a predicted model, not a curated record.
AUGGAUGACUCAAUGGAUCAUGAUAUGGAUAGGCAGCCCUCCAGGAGAACAGACUAUGCUCGUGACACAGGCGAUUCCCGCGAUCGAUACGCAGAAGACCCAAAGCCGGCAAAGUACAAUGACUACUUCGUACCUGGGACUGGAAUCGACCGUGAGGUCAUCCAGCACGAGAUCUGUCGUUAUCUCGGCAACGAUGCUACUGUGCGUCCAUAUCAGAACAAGGAUGGCCGUACUGGCUUCCUUGUUCGAGCUUACCGGGCUCUCACAAGCGCAAUGAUAGAAGAUCUGAAAACAGAUACUGCCAAAUUCCGUAAAGAUCAAGAACGAAAACAGAGGUCAGGGCGGAGCACGGGUACGCCUGAAUUCAACCCCAGCUCUAACCAUUCUCAUUUGGGUGCAGGAUCCUAUGCGAACUAUGCUGCGGAACACACGACCGGAUCAUCCAACCUUCGAGGACGGCCAGAUGCUGAUACUGAUAUGUCCAUGGAUGUCGACGACUACGAUCAACCUUCUCGAGACCGUCAUGCUGACCCUCGCAUGGACCCUCGUUUAGAUUCACGCCGUGAUCCACGCAUGGAUCCGCGCAUGGACCCACGUAUGGACUCUCGCUACGCAAUGGACUCGCGUAUGGAUGCUCGAAUGGAUGACCCGCGUGUACAAGAAUCCCGUCGCGAUCCUCGAAUAGAUCCCCGCAUGGAUUCGAGAUUGGAUAAUCGAAUGGACCCCAGGAUGGACACAAGACUGGAUUCCCGGAUGGAUCCGAGAAUGGACACACGAAUGGAUACACGAAUGGACACUGGCAUGGAUCCUAGAAUGGAUCCGCGAACAAGCACUCGUGAUCCUCGCGAUGUCCGGGACCUUCGUGACCCGAGAGCAGACCCCAGAGACCUCAGAGACUCGCGAUUCGCAGAUGUCAGAGGCGACCCACGGAUGGGAUCUUCCAGGCAUGAUAUGGCACCUGUCACCAGCGGAUACGGGCAAGAGGCAUAUCCUGCCUACGCUCUAGGUUCUGGCCAGACCUCCGGAGCAUACCAAGAUACGGUGCCAAGAGGAUAUGGAGGUAACAAUACACCACCACAAGGACGUGUUCCCGUGUCAGGAUACAGCCAGCCAGCUUACUCUGGACGGAGCGCCGCCACGUCAGGACCUCCUUUAACCGCAUACCAAGAUCCGAGAACAGGGCAGAUCGUACGGGGAGGAUAUGAUGCAGGAGGCUACGGCGACCAGGGAAGAAGACACCGGUAG